UUCGGUGCUUCUCGCUAGGGCUUGGGUGGCCUGGCGGAGCGUCGCCCACACACACAGCGAGCGAGCGACAGACCCGGGGGACGACAUCGAUCUCUUCGACCCCUUCGGAUCAUAGACCUCGUCCUGGGGAAAAUCGAACUAUUGAUCGUGAUCGUACCGCCAACCAAAAGAAGGAUUACCUCUACCUUUUCCCGUCAAGAAAGAGUAGUAUAGAACAUCAAGAUGGCUCGUGGACCUAAGAAGCACCUCAAGCGUUUGGCAGCUCCCUCCUCGUGGAUGCUCGACAAGUUGUCGGGUACCUACGCUCCCCGACCUUCUCCCGGUCCCCACAAGCUCCGAGAGUCCCUUCCCCUUACCAUCUUCCUCCGAAACCGUCUCAAGUACGCCUUGACCGGCCGUGAGGUUACCACCAUCAUGGCCCAGAGGACCAUCAAGGUCGAUGGCAAGGUCAGGACCGACGAGACUUACCCCGCCGGUUUCAUGGACGUCAUCUCGAUCGAGAGGUCUGGCGAGCACUUCCGUCUCCUUUACGACGUCAAGGGUCGAUUCACCAUCCACCGAAUCACCCCCGAGGAGGCUUCCUUCAAGCUCUUGAAGGUCAAGGCUCACCAGCUCGGACAAAAGGGUGUUCCUUACCUCAUCACCCACGAUGGACGAACCAUCCGAUACCCGGACCCCGCCAUCAAGGCCAACGACACCGUCAAGUUCGACUUGGUCAACAACAAGAUUGUCGACCACGUCAAGUUCGACGUCGGUAACGUUGUCAUGGUUACCGGAGGACGAAACAUGGGAAGGUCCGGUGUCAUUGUGCACAGGGAGAGGCACCAGGGUGGAUUCGACAUUGUCCACGUCAAGGAUGUUUUGGACAGGACCUUCGCUACUCGAUUGUCCAACAUUUUCGUCAUCGGUGAGGGUAACAAGCCCCUCGUCUCUUUGCCCAAGGGCAAGGGUGUCAAGCUUUCGAUUGCUGAGGAGCGUGACCAGCGACGAAGGCAGCGAGCUUCCGACGCCUAAGAAGGGGAAACACUUCUUUUCGGACUAGUUUGACGAGAGCGAGGUCUUUGUAGUAGCCUUUGUUUACAGAGACUUUGCAUCCUUUUGAUCGUAUCCGAUGUGUUUCAAUGAA
Filobasidium floriforme is the source of this 1126-nucleotide messenger RNA. Its product is annotated as 40S ribosomal protein S4. Bases 223 to 1014 code for a protein of 263 amino acids. Gene Ontology annotation, molecular function: RNA binding; structural constituent of ribosome. Gene Ontology annotation, cellular component: ribosome; cytosolic small ribosomal subunit. The record is from RefSeq and is a predicted model, not a curated record. Lineage: Eukaryota; Fungi; Basidiomycota; Tremellomycetes; Filobasidiales; Filobasidiaceae. Gene Ontology annotation, biological process: translation. The transcript has 5 exons.